AUGAACUUCCAGGUGACGGGCCUGGGGCUGGACAAGAUGAAGCUGGACAGUCCCCAGGCCUUCCUGGACCCAGAGGAGGCAGAGGACAGGCAGCUGCUGGAGCCAGAGGCGUGGCAGAUGUACGUGGAGCGGCGCACCGCUCUACGCGAGUUCCUGACCUCGGCCCUCAGUGCCCAGCUGCUCAGACGCCACCACGCCCGCAUGGAGCUGCUGCACAAGUGCUCCUACUACAUUGAGAUCCUGCCCAAGCAGCUGGCACUGGGCGACCCGAACUCACAGGUGCUGCCAGGCACCAUGUUCCAGCUCAUCGACCCCUGGAAAUUCCAGCGCAUGAAGAAGGUGGGCACCGCACAGACCAAGAUCCAGCUGCUGCUGCUCGGGGACCUGCUGGAGCAGCUGGCCCGCGGCCGCGCCCAGCUGGACGCUCUGCUCCACUCGCCCGACCCUCGGCCCUUUCUGGCCGGCUGGGGGCGCGUAGAGCGGCGGCUGGCAGACCUGUCAGCCGCCAUGGACAACUUCCUGGCCAUGAUGGUGCCAGGGCGGCUGUAUGUCAAGCACCGGCUGGUGUCGGACAUCGGUGCCACCAAGGUCCCACACAUCCGGCUCAUGCUGAGCACGAAGAUGCCCGUCAUGUUCGACCGCAAGGAGUCGGUGGCCCACCAGGACUGGGUCAGCCUGCGCUGGUUCGUCACCGUCCAGCCGACUGUGCCCGAGCGGUUUGAGCUUUGCUUCAAGCUGCUGGAGCCUCGCACCCAGCAGGAGUGUACCCAGUGCGGCCUCAUCCCCGUGGCCGCCUGCACCUUCGACGUGCACAACCUGCUGCCUAACCGUGCUUACAAGUUCACCAUCAAAAGGGCUGAGAGCUACACGCUGGUGUACGAGCCCUGGAGGGACAGCCUCACCCUGCACACCAAGCCGGGGCCCCUGAAGCGGCCCGCCUCCCGCUGGCGGGGCCUGUCCAGCCUGUCCCCCAGCUGCACCUUCUGA
Molecule: messenger RNA, 987 nt
Organism: Orycteropus afer afer
Lineage: Eukaryota; Metazoa; Chordata; Mammalia; Tubulidentata; Orycteropodidae
Gene: FNDC11
Product: fibronectin type III domain containing 11
Exons: 1
Coding region: 1-987 (328 amino acids)
Molecular function (GO): protein binding
Source: RefSeq, a predicted model, not a curated record